This is a messenger RNA of Emiliania huxleyi CCMP1516, 1791 nucleotides long. RefSeq lists its product as hypothetical. Bases 1 to 1791 code for a protein of 596 amino acids. The transcript is spliced from 2 exons. Lineage: Eukaryota; Haptophyta; Isochrysidales; Noelaerhabdaceae. Gene Ontology annotation, molecular function: endopeptidase activity; signaling receptor binding. The record is from RefSeq and is a predicted model, not a curated record.
AUGAGACGGAUCGUGCUGCUCGCGGUCAGCUACUCGGUGGCCCGGGGCAGCGAGGUUGACGACGUGACUUUCGAGCCCGCCUACGGCUACUGGGAUGACGACUCUUACGGCUACAUGAUCGAUGACGGCUUCUGUGCGUGGCAGUGUGACCCAGAGUAUGUCAGUGAUGGGGAGUGUGACGAGAUGUGCAACGUGCCCGAGUGUGAAUUCGACGGCGUCGACUGCUUCCACGGCUACGGCGAGUGCUACACGCAGGCGGACGGGUCAGACUACCGCGGCGCUGUCAACGUGACUGAGGGGGGCCUCUCGUGCCAGGCUUGGUCGCAGCAGUGGCCGCAGCGGCACGACAGGAUCCACACCAAUUACCCACACGGGGGACUCGGCGGGCACAACUCGUGCCGCAACCCGGACGGCGAGACCGGGCCGUGGUGCUAUACCACCGACCCCAACGUCCGUUGGCAGCACUGCACGAUACCGCUGCCGCAAGGGACCUGCGCUGGCCACCACGCAGCGAACCGGACGGCGCCGCCCCCAAGGCCCGCGUCCGAUGCGGGAAGCGGCGAGCAGUCUUCUUCAGACAUGUACGACGACUACAACAUGGACUACCCCUACCCGCCGUGGGAGCUCUCAUACGACAUCUUUCCGGUCGUGUUUGCGCCCGAGGUCUCGUCGCCCAUCGAGCUCAACACGAUGAUUUCAGGGUCGGUCGAGGAGCACACGUACGUCUUCUACGAGGUCGAGAUCCCGCAGUCGGUGCAGGAGGUGAAGGUGGUGGUGGUGCCCGAGGAGGGCGACCCCGACCUGUACGUCUCCUUUGACAACCCCUUCCCCACCGGCGCAAACUACACCUUCCUCUCGGACAACUACGGCGUGGAGGAGUGGACGCUCGGGCGGUACAACUACCUCUUCUGCGGCGCCGCGGGGACCGAGGCGGCCUGCACGAUGUACCUCUCUAUCCUCGCGUACGACGAGCACUCCACCUUCUCGCUCGUCGUCUACGGCGUCGAGGAAGCCUCCGCAGACGACGCGCCAUCCACACUCUGCGCGCCGGGCUGCGAGUGGCUCUCGCUCGGCGACGGAACCUGCAACCAGCAGUGCGACGUGGAGGAGUGCUUCUUCGACAGGGGCGACUGCGCCUGCGACUCGGCCGAGAGCGCGGACUGCACCGACGGCUGCCCCGUCUCGUGCAAACCCGAGUGGAUCGGCGACCACUACUGCGACGAGGCGUGCUUCCGCGCCUCGUGCCAGUGGGACAAGCACGACUGCCUCAAGAAGGGUGAGACGCCAUGCGCAGACGACUGCCUCCCAACCUCGCUCGGCGACGGUGAGUGCGACGCCGCGUGCAACGUCGAGUCGUGCAACUUUGACAUCGACGACUGCUUCCACAAUAACAACGAGUGCUACGAGCGGCAAGACGGAGCCGACUACCGCGGCAAGGUGGCCACGACCGAGAGUGGCUACCCGUGCCAGCGGUGGUCGGACCAGUCGCCCCAACAGCACACGCGGACCGCCCAGCACUACCCUCGCUCCGGCCUCGGCGGGCACAACUUCUGCCGCAACCCAGACCGGGAGGAGCGGCCGUGGUGCUACGUGGCCGACAAGGACAGCGGCAAGCGCUGGGACUACUGCGCAAUCGGCGAGCCCUCGAACGCGAGGCUGAAGCGCAAGAGAGCGAUGAAAUCGGGCGGGUUCACGCAGUACGGUGGGCACGACGACGGUGUCCUGGGUACCGGCGUCGAGAUUAAACCCGUCGUGCCCGAGUCGGCUGCUGCGCCCGGCGCAUCGGCCUGA